ACCGAUCAUCCAUCUUCAAAGCCGCCCUGUGCUUUAGGGUUUAGUCUUCAAUGUUGAAUAACUCAUUCACUAUCAAUGAUAGAGAGCCUUCCCGAUGCCAUUCCCCAGCACAAACGGACAGGAGCUGCUUAGUAGAAAUUGAAGUCCCCGUAUGGUUAACUCCAUUUUAGUUUAUGAAUGAACGAUAGGGGGAAGGUGAGCGGCUGGUUCUCCUCCAUGGUGAAUCGCGAGGGCAGCAGGGUUGAGCGCAAAAAGGUCUUCAAAGAUAAAAAGAUAUAAAUCUCCCUCUCCCCCUCCCUCCCCUCUCCCUCUCAGUGAGAGGACAUCGCUGCUGCGCGUCUCCUCUAUGAUUCAGACUUCGUCGACCCAACGAAAUGUCUGCCUCAAAGACGGAGCUAAGAGAGCGAUGGCGCAACAUUAUCUUUGGAGGAACGUUUAUUUAGGGAAAGGCCGGCGGUGAGCUUCUGUGACCCAAAGCCGACACAGGGUCUUCCAUGUGUCGGGAACAACAUGCCGUGGGAGGUGAAAUAUGGCGUAUUGAGCCGUUAUUAAAACUUUAAACAUUAGCCGUUGGUUGCCGCGCAAAUUUAGGGACACCCACCUAUGUUUCCUCCUUGCCUUGAGUCGAUUCAACCACCAACUUUUCGAACUCUUCCGUCCCCUCAAAACCUAUCUGCCACUCUCUUCUUCCCUUCUUAGUUUUUUCCUUCCAAAUCCACUCUGUAGACACUCUUUUCUUUCCCUUCAUUCAUGUUUCUUAUACAUGUCUCACAUUUCCCCCCGUUUUCCACGCCAAGACUUCUGCAACAUUCACCCCCUUCUUCUCCAUGGGGAGUUGUUUCUCCCAUGGAAAGCAGGCCCAGAAUCCUCCGGCAUCCGCCCAAGAUGCUGACGCCGAUGGCUGCAAGGCUGUCGACAACGUCGAUGAUGCCGUUUCACCCCCAGAAACUUCUGCUCCUGCAAAUUCACCCCCAAAUGCAGCGCCAUCUCCUCCAAAUCCGGGACCUAUAGGCCCCGUUCUCGGUCGGCCCAUGGAAGAUGUCCGUGACACCUACACGAUCGGGAAGGAGCUGGGACGAGGCCAAUUUGGUGUGACCCAUUUGUGCACCCACAAGGUUACAGGCCAGAAAUUUGCCUGCAAGGUGAUCGCUAAGCGGAGGCUCGUCAAUAAGGAAGACAUCGAGGAUGUCCGCCGGGAAGUUCAGAUCAUGCAUCACCUCAGCGGGCAGCCCAAUGUUGUUGAAUUGAAGGGCGCCUAUGAAGAUAAGCAUUCCGUUAACUUGGUGAUGGAACUUUGCGCCGGCGGCGAGCUCUUCGAUCGGAUAAUUGCACGAGGGCACUACACGGAGAGAGCGGCAGCGGCCCUCCUCCGGACCAUUGUGCAGAUUGUUCAUACUUGCCACUCCAUGGGGGUCAUGCAUCGAGAUCUAAAGCCUGAGAACUUCUUGUUGUUGAGCAAGGAUGAACGUGCACCUCUCAAGGCUACCGACUUUGGUCUCUCUGUUUUCUUCAAGCAAGGAGAUAUUUUCAAGGACAUUGUAGGAACUGCAUACUACAUAGCACCGGAGGUCUUAAGACGGCGAUACGGUCCCGAAGCCGAUAUUUGGAGCAUCGGAGUAAUGUUAUUCAUCCUUCUAAGCGGGUCCCCUCCAUUUCACGCAGAAACAGAACAUGGGAUUUUCAAUGCGAUUCUGAAAGGGCAUAUCGACUUCACAAGCAAGCCAUGGCCAUCAAUAUCACCUGGUGCGAAGGACUUAGUCAGCAAGAUGCUAAAUGUUGAUCCAAGACAGAGAGUUACAGCAUUCCAGGUCCUUAAUCACCCAUGGAUAAAAGAGGACGGUAAUGCGCCAAAUACGCCAUUGGACAAUGUAGUACUCAAUAGACUCAAGCAAUUCAUGGCAAUGAACAAGUUCAAAAGAGUUGCUCUCAAGGUGAUAGCUGGGUGCUUAUCGGAAGAGGAAAUCAUGGGGUUGAAGGAGAUGUUCAAGAACAUGGAUUCUGAUAACAGUGGCACCAUCACUUUAGAAGAAUUGAGGCGGGGUCUAGCCAAACAAGGUGCAAGGCUUUCAGAGAUUGAAGUCCAACAACUGAUAGAAGCGGCAGAUGCUGAUGGCAACGGAACCAUUGAUUAUGAAGAGUUUAUCACAGCCACGAUGCACAUGAACAGAAUGGACAGGGAAGAGCAUCUAUAUACAGCAUUCCAAUACUUUGACAAAGAUAACAGCGGAUACAUCACCAAAGAAGAGUUGGAGCAAGCUCUAAAAGAGUACGACAUGCAUGAUGGGAGGGACAUCAAGGACAUCAUAGCAGAAGUUGAUAAUGAUAAUGAUGGAAGGAUCAAUUAUGACGAAUUUGUGGCUAUGAUGAGGAAAGGAAACCCAGAAACAGCCCCUAAGAAGCGCCGCCACGACUUCCGAUAAGUGCCAUGAAGAUCAAGAUCAGAGAUUUCUUCGAGAUUCCUGGAGUUUCUUUGUCAGGGCAUCAUCAUGGCAGACUGGUCAAAGGCAAUGGGUAUGCUCAGAAUGGAUAAGAAAUGAGCGCACAAGUCCAAUCAUCAGGGCUUGCUCUGCCUUCCAGAUGAUCAAUCGAACACCAAGUUUCGUGGCAGAUGAAAUUGUGUGGAACGGGUGAUUCUACAGAGGACGAUGACGGGGAAAGAGGAAAGGAUGUAAACGGGCAAUUUGGUAACAGUGCGGGAGUCUCAGAUGUAGUUUCAUGUAUAUAUAAUCUCUUUUCUUCA
Nymphaea colorata (pocket water lily) is the source of this 2740-nucleotide messenger RNA. RefSeq names its product calcium-dependent protein kinase 2-like. Lineage: Eukaryota; Viridiplantae; Streptophyta; Magnoliopsida; Nymphaeales; Nymphaeaceae. Gene Ontology annotation, biological process: intracellular signal transduction; peptidyl-serine phosphorylation; protein autophosphorylation. Gene Ontology annotation, cellular component: cytoplasm; nucleus. The record is from RefSeq and is a predicted model, not a curated record. The transcript is spliced from 8 exons. Bases 828 to 2420 code for a protein of 530 amino acids. Gene Ontology annotation, molecular function: ATP binding; calmodulin binding; calcium-dependent protein serine/threonine kinase activity.